UUUCCGGCGUUUCCUAUUAACAAAGAAGAACAGAGUUGAACCCAUCAGGUUAGUUGGACUAAAGAGUAAUGGUUCUAACUCAGCUUUCAAGAUUUCAUUAUUUACUCCUUAAACAACCGCAGCCGAAUUUCAAUCUUUUUCCCAAACCAAAACUACCCAUCAAAUUCACUUCCCCAACACUCUUCUCUUCUCCAAAAUCGACUCUUUCGACAUCAGUACCAAUACCCAUAACUGAUUUUUCACUCGCCGAAGAGCCAAGGCUCGAGAUUUCAUUAGACAAGUUGUUUGUCCCUCCAGAGACAGAGGUUUCUUGUGAUGAUCCUAACUUAAGCACAAGGAUCUUAAAAGGGUCGAAUAUAGUGGUGAGCAAGUAUGCAAGGGAGGUUCAUGUGGUUCAAGCUGAGUUUGUGAAGAGUAGUGUGAGGACUGAGGAUUUUCCUUCUGAUGGAUUGCCUGAGUUUGCGCUUGUUGGUCGGUCUAAUGUGGGAAAAUCCUCGCUUCUUAAUUCGCUUGUCAGAAGGAAACGCCUUGCUCUCACGUCUAAGAAACCCGGGAAGACACAAUGCAUUAACCAUUUCCGCAUCAAUGAUAGUUGGUACCUGGUGGAUUUGCCUGGAUAUGGAUAUGCAGCUGCCCCUCAGGAGCUUAGGAGAGACUGGAGCAAGUUUACCAAAGACUAUUUUCUCAACCGUUCAGCACUAGUGUCAGUUUUCCUGCUUAUAGAUGCUAGCAUUCCUGCAAAGAAAAUUGACCUGGAAUAUGCUAGUUGGCUUGGCCAGAAUCAGAUCCCCAUGACACUAAUCUUUACCAAAUGCGACAAGCGGAAAAAAAAGAAGAAUGGAGGAAAAAGGCCUGAAGAAAACGUGAGUGACUUUCAGGAGCUGAUACGUAGCUUCUUCCAAACUGUGCCCCCAUGGAUUAUGACCAGCAGUGUUACAAAUCAAGGCCGUGAUGAGAUAUUAUUGCACAUGGCUCAGCUACGGAAUUACUGGCUUAAACACUGAAUGGAAAAGAAUGCAGAAUCACGCUUUUGUAUGUUGCCAAUAUAGUGGAUUUUUUAACGUUAUUUGUACAUUAGCAACAAUUCCUUUCGUGAACGAGGUGUUUAAUAUUAUGUUACGUAGGCGUUCUAUUCCCAACGCAUAUAGGAAGGAAUGCUAUCAAAGCAUUUCAUAAGCAAUGUACCACAUAUGUUGUUGAACUUGAGAUGCACUUGAGCUGAAUAGGAGAGGGAAAAAGAAGGGGCGUUGUUUAAUCUCUACUGGUGAAAGUUAACCAUGCUGCUUGAGUUAGCCAUUGGCCAAAAGAAAAGAGAAUCAGAAGCUGGAGGGGUUUACCCCUUGUGAGGCCGUCAAUGGGAAUUAGGCUAAAAUGGGAUGUGCCGUGAUAAUAUACCCUUUCCAUGUAUUCCUGUGAUUACAUUUCCAUUCCAAUUAUAACGGGCAAGAUAAGCAGUGUUUCAAGGCAUAAAAAAAUACUAGAAUUUCCAGCAUUUAGGAAAGACAGUAUGCAACCCUACAUGCAGUUUCCAGCUCUGUCCACAGAGAUAUAAGAA
This is a messenger RNA of Durio zibethinus, 1555 nucleotides long. Its product is annotated as GTP-binding protein At2g22870. The record is from RefSeq and is a predicted model, not a curated record. Gene Ontology annotation, molecular function: GTP binding. Lineage: Eukaryota; Viridiplantae; Streptophyta; Magnoliopsida; Malvales; Malvaceae.